This is a messenger RNA of Colletotrichum gloeosporioides, 3612 nucleotides long. Its product is annotated as Sugar transport protein MST2. The record is from RefSeq and is a predicted model, not a curated record. The coding region runs from base 1 to 3612 and encodes 1203 amino acids. NCBI's taxonomy places the organism in Eukaryota, Fungi, Ascomycota, Sordariomycetes, Glomerellales, Glomerellaceae. Gene Ontology annotation, cellular component: membrane. The transcript has 8 exons. Gene Ontology annotation, molecular function: carbohydrate:proton symporter activity. Gene Ontology annotation, biological process: carbohydrate transport; transmembrane transport.
AUGUCCGACCUCGAAAAGACGCAGUCGCGCAGCGGUGCUCACAGUCAAGUUGAAGAUGUUAACGCAAACAUCUUAGCACAGGCUGACGCGCCGAUUAACUACGAUGUUGAUGGCAUCAAGGGCAUCGUGCGGUCCCCAUACGUACUUGGGGCCGCUCUCUUGGCCUCCUUUGGUGGAUUCUCCUUCGGUUACGAUCAGGGUGUCAUCUCAAUCAUCCUGGUCAUGCCCCAGUUCCACGACCAAUUCCCCGAAACGUCCCCCGACCAUCCGCGAUACGGCUUCAACACCGGCUUCAUGACUGGCAUGCUUGAGUUCGGAGCUUUCAUAGGCUGCCUGUUUCUCCCAUACCUCGCCGAUAAGAUCUCCCGAAAAUGGGCCCUCACGAUCGCCACAUUCUUCUUCUGCGUCGGCGCCAUCAUCCAAACCGCGGCCCAUAACUAUGGCACCUUGGUCGCCGGCCGUACUAUCGGCGGAAUCGGUGUCGGGACCCUGGCCAUGGGUGCGCCGUUGUACAUCUCUGAGAUUGCGCCUCCAAACCUGCGAGGCUCCCUUCUCGUUCUCGAGUCCAUCAGCAUCGUCAUAGGCGCCAUUGUCGCGUACUGGAUCACGUUCGGCACGAGAAGCAUCUCCGGAGAGUGGGCUUUUAGGCUCCCUUUUGCUCUGCAGAUGGCUCCGGCGCUGAUGGUGGGCCUUGGCAUCCACUUCUUCCCGUUCUCUCCGCGGUGGCUCGCGAUGGUUGGCCGUGACGAGGACAGUCUCGGGGCCCUGACCAAGCUCCGCCGCGUACCCGUAUCCGAUGAGCGUGUGCAGGCCGAGUGGAAGGGAAUCCUAUCCGAGGUGCGAUUUCAGCAGGCAAUGGUGGCUCGCGACCACCCGAGCACCAACGCCUUCACGGCCGAGCUUGCGCAAUGGGCGGAUCUUUUCAGACCUCGGUACUUGAAGCCCACCACCAUUGCCCUCGCAAUCCCGUUCUUCCAGCAAUUCUCAGGAAUUAACGCGUUUGUGUACUACGCCCCCACGUUCUUUGCUGCCCUUGGCCAGAAGGGAGACAUGCCCCUGAUUUUAUCGGGUAUGGUCAACAUCUGCCAGCUUAUCGCCGGCAUCCCGACCUUCUUGUUCCUCGAUCAAGUCGGACGCAGAAAGCUCGCAAUCGGAGGUGGUUUCGCCAUGGCUGUUCCCCAUCUCAUCAUGGCAGGCGUGGUCGGCAAGUUCAACAGCAGCUGGGACGAGCAUCCCGCCAUGGGCUGGCUCGGCGUUGCCCUAAUUUAUAUCUACGUCCUCUGCUACGCGACAUCUUAUGGCCCCUUGGCGUGGACCUUGCCCGCAGAGAUUUUCCCGAACUCGAAGCGCGCCAAGGGUGUUGGAGCUGCAACCGCCAUUAUCUGGCUGGCUAACUUCAUCAUCGGAGUUUGUGUUCCGGAGAUGUUGAUCAAGAUUGGCUGGGGGACCUAUCUCUUCUUUGGGUGUUUCUGCGUUGCAGCCGGUGUCUUUUCCUUCUUCAUGGUUCCUGAGACGGCCCAUAAGUCUCUGGAGCAGAUCUCCGCCCUGUUCGGAGAUCACAGUGUGGCGGAGGAGCAGGAUAUCCGCAGGCGCAUUGUGGAGGAAAUCUGGACCGAUCCGAAGUAUCAGGUCUCCAGUGAUGGCGAGACACCAUGCUCUGGGUGCAAGAAGUCAGAAUCUCACUGCGUACGCGUGAGUAACCGCUUCAGGUUCAAGCGCAUGGUCGCGUCAGAAAAGAAAUAUUCCUUCGAUGUGAAUCAACCGUGGCUGCACGCAAGUGCAAGUGGUGAUACACAGAAGCCUCUCGCUAUCGUAGACGAGUCCAGCAAGGCCCUCAAAAGCAAACCAAUACCUCCUCCUCCAAACCCCAACCAACCGACGUUCGAACCCUCGAUCACUGUGGCACAGCCCAAAGCAGCCGACCAACUCACGGCAGCAGCCGAGGCUCUGCAAUCAUUCUCGCAAGGCGGACCGAGUACCCAGUCAGAAUCAUCUAGUAUCGCCACAAAAUUGUCGCCUAAUGCUCAGGCACGAUCGCAUCAGUCGUCACCAGCUGAAGCUGAAAUCUUCGACAUCGGAUUAGGGGGUGGAACCCAGAUAUCCAAUGGCACCGCGGACUCGAGCCAUGGACACGCGUCAUUCUUCAAUUUCCAACCGGUCGCAACCCCUUCCUCGAGCAUAAGCACGCCGUACACCAGCAUAUCUGCACCGAGCCCGUCAGUUCCUCGCUCGAUACCUGAAGGAUGGAGUAGAGCUAUCGUCAACGGGCGACCGAGACGACCAAGUUUGCUCUCGCAAUACCAGUCACCAGUAUUUGAAGAUCCGAAUGCCGAAUCUCAAUCAGUUGCAGGCAGCAUCAGUGAGACGCCGCAACUAGGGUUGCAGGAGGGAUGCCUGAUCCGAUGCUUCAUUGAGAAUCUUGCUGCAGCUUUCGAUACCACCGACCGAGAUCGUCAUUAUGUCCUCGUGGUGCCCCAGCGCGCAGUCUACAACCCCCUCUUGAUGUACGCAAUAUGUACAGCGGCAGCCAGAUACUUGACUCAGUUAUGGUCAAACAAGGGCCCGAACCAAGUAAUCGAAUAUCACGGCAUACCUCUCCCAAAUCUCAACAAAGAGUCUGCCAUUCACUACCAUAACAAAUGCAUAUCGUAUCUGAUGGGCACGUCAACGGAUCCGGCACAUCCAUGCAAUGACGAUGCCCUCACUGCUAUCACAAUCCUUCGUUACCAUGAACAAGUCGACUCUCAUCUCACCGGUUCCGACUCCGAGACAUACGUCAGCGCGGUUCAAGCUGUGUUCCAUGCCCAGCAAGAAGACACCAUUGGUCUCUUCAGCAUCGUCUAUCACCCCCCGCGAGGCGCCGAUAUUUAUGCCCCAAGCAUGCCGUCAUUACGGCACUCCGCUACCCUCAUUGCCCUUCGUCAAGAGAUAUGGUCCGUCCUGCUCUACCGACGCCCCUUCCGACUUCCCCUCUAUGGCGCCGAAGACUGCUCCCAGUUCGAACCUGACAUGGUCGCCGAUGACUUCGACUGGGCCAACCGAAUCCUCGUAUGGUGCGCCUACGUCCUCAAAUUCUGUUUCGGCACGUCGUCCGACAACACCAUCGAUUCCGAAGACCCCAAGUCCCGAGUGGAGCAGUGGAACGCCCUCAAAGCCUUCGAGCACAACUGGGACGAACACCUGCCUCCCCACUACAAGCCUCUGGCAUACCAAGAGCGGAACCCUGAAAAGGGCGAUUACUUCCCCAUCAUCUGGCAUGCGAAUGACUGCCAGGUGCUGGCGCUGCAACACAUCGAGCUGACGAGGAUCAUGCUAGCGGUGCAUAGCGUGAAGAAUCAGAGACUGGGGAUCGGCGCACAGGCGGCAAACCAGGCUUUCGAGGAGUUGCUUCGAGAUGCGACGCGCAAAAUAUGCGGCCUUGCGCUGUCGAAUCACAGGGACCAACCUGCGAUGGUUACGGCUGGCGUGGGCAUCUCUCUGUGCGGGGAGUACUUUCACGACGAGGGCGAGCAGCAGGCCAUUGUAGGUUUCAUGGCAAACCUGGAGAGUUUACACGCUUGGCCUACCAGUUCGGUAGUCGAUGCAUUGAAAACUGCAUGGGGUACAAAGUAA